Caenorhabditis auriculariae is the source of this 5778-nucleotide messenger RNA. The record is from the annotation of a GenBank genome assembly. Lineage: Eukaryota; Metazoa; Nematoda; Chromadorea; Rhabditida; Rhabditidae.
AUGAAAAAAGAAAACUAUCGGAUAGUGGUUCUCGGCGAUUCGGCCUGCGGAAAAACUGCUUUGGUUCGUACUUCAUUAUUUUGUUUUUUUUUUACUUCGCGAAUUUUUUGUUUUUCUCAGGUGAGAAGGUUUGUAACCGGACAAGCUGUGACCAAUUAUGACCCAACUAUCGAAGAUAAGUACAAGAAAAAGCUCCAUUUUCAAGACCGCCAAGUUACUUUGGAAAUUGUCGACACUGCGGGAAGGGUUGGUCCAUUCUUUUUGCAAUCAUUUUUUGCGGGUCUGAAUUUUUUUUAAAUUAACACUUCCAUUUUUAUUCUUCGAUUCGAAGGCCACAUUUUUAGAAUUCCGAAUUAGUUUCUUAUCCCAAUAAAAAGAGCGAAACUCGAAAAAGUUCUUUUUGUUUGAACUUGAAUUCUAGUACGGUUUGAGCUUUCAGUAAAUUAAAUUGUUUUUUUCAAAGUUUUCAUAGUUGAACUUUCCAGGAACUCCUACCAGACAUGUUGACAAGGUACAUCACAUUUGCCGACGCCUUCAUAAUCUGCUAUUCGAUUGGAAGUCGUCGUUCCUUCGACCAUGUUCAUCACUAUUUCGAGAACAUUUCUCGGCUUCGGCCUAUUUCUCAGGUUAUUUCUCCCCGUUUCAAUCCGGUGGGUCCGUAUAUUUUAGGGUGGCCGAAGAGAAAUGCAAAUUUUUGGGUUCAUUAAAUCGUGUAAAAUGCGAAAGGCGUAAAAACGGUUAUUAAUAGUCAAAAAGGUACAUCCGACCGGUUGAGACAAAUUUAUAGUGGUUUUCGACUCAGUGGGUGCCUUCAAAGUAGGCUUGUCAAAGAUUUACGGGUUUUCGGUCUCAAAAUACAGACUUGAUAAUGAGAGGGGGGCCCGACCAGGUCACUUUUGAAAAACCAGGUUAUUUUUUUGUUAAAGUCAGACUGAGCUUUGUGUGAAAUCACUUCAAGUUAAACUUUACACGGCUUCAAUUGAAAAUCGGAUUUUUUUAUAUAUAGUCACUUCUUCAUGACUUGAAAGGCAAGAUCGGUAAGUUGGCAUAUGUGAAGCGUUGCGUAGGCGACGUUGCUGUUUGGCGGGAAACUUAAAUUCAAACGCGAAUUUUUCGCUAAAAACCGCGUCGCACAAGCAACGCUUCACCCUUGUCAAACUACCCAUUUCGCCUUUUAAAUCGGGAAAGUUGACUAUAUUUCUCACACACCAUUUCUGAAUUGACAGAAUAAAUGUAGGGAAAUGUACAAUCAUUUUUUCUUGUACCCUGAAGAUCUAAAUUGUUUCAAUUUUCCAGAUAGCCCGAGUUCUGGUCGGCUGCAAAUGCGACGCCGAUUACCGGGAGAUCUAUCCCGAAGAAGCCAACGAACUUUCGGCCCAGCUCCAAUGUUCUUUCGCCGAAACGAGUGCCUUCAGAGAUUUGAACGUCAAUGAGGUUGGGUUUCUUUACUGUUCAUUCAAUUCUUAUUGAACUCGGUAUUUUGACCAUUUUUUCUUUCCACUAUGAUUUAAACGCGCAGAAAGCUCUAUAAAAAAAGGAAAAAUGAAACUUUAAUAUUUUUUUAAGCGGGAUAAUGUUCUUUCAAUUUAGUGACAAAAUGUAAACAUUUUUAGAAUAUUUGCGAUUUUUUUCAAAGAAAAAAAUAACUUCUUCAUCUUAUUUUUUUCAUUAACUUUUUUUACCAUUUUUUUCUGAACUUAUUCUAUUUAUCAGAAUAAGAGCAGAGACAUGCGGUUUUUUUCAAAAAUUUCAAAAAAAUAUUUUCUAUUUUUUUAACUCUGUAACUUAAUUUUCAUUCAAUUUAAUGACGAAAAACUAGAACUUUACAAUAUUUUUUUCUCUAUUGUCUUCAUUAAAUCCAGUUUUCUCGGCUUUUUUUCAUUUCCUGCUGUUUAUUUUGUUGAAAUUUUCGAAAGACUCCUAACUUAAAAAAAUAUUUUUUUGGGUUCAAAAAUGUCCAAACUGUAUAAUUUUUCUUCCAAGUUGAAACCAGAAUUUUGAAGUGUUUGCACUUUUUUUCAUUGACUAUACUCUUCAUUACCUGAUUCCCUCGGCUUUUUUUUUUGAAUUUUCGUGCUUCAAUUUUGUUGAAAUUUUCAGAAGCUUCAUAACUUGAAAAGUGUUUAAGACUUUUAAAUAUUAUUUUCAUUCCAUUCAAUGACGAAUGACUAAAAAAAUUAAAAAUUUUAGAAUAUUUGCCUAUAUUUUUUUCCUUUAAUAUAUUGGAAUUAGAAGUUUAUAAUGAGACCUUGAACUUUGAAUUUGUAAAGACCAACCUCAGAGGAAAUAAAGAAUAAAGACUGAUUUUGAGUUGAAAAUUCGGAUCUAAAACUAAAAAAACGAAGGUUUUCAUAAUGCCGAAAAAUUUUCUUUUGAGUGAUGUCAAAAAUAAUCAGUAGUAUUUUAAUCAUAUUUCAAAAUUUAGGUGUUCGAAGAAUGCGUUUCCCAGCUCAACUACAUUUCGAUUCUGCGCCAAAAAUCGCGGCCAGACUCAAAAAUCCGACGUCAUCUUUCUCGCCAACUCCCCGCAAUAACCUCUAUCAGCCGCCCGAAAAUCAGUGGUAUCCCUCGAAAGGCAGCUCUUUUUGUUGUUUUUUGUGAUUUCUCGGAGAAUUUGAGUACAACCAGAACUGCCUCUUUAUUUUUUUAAUUGUUCACUUUGAUGAAUUUUUUUGAAUGGUAUAUUUUUCUGAGCGUUGAAAUUAAUAAACGGCGGGGGAAUGACAGCUUGUGAAAAACUACAAAAGUUUUUUUCACAAAUCGAAAUUCUUGAAACAUUUUAGUGAAAAGGAGUUGAAUUAAAAAAAUUCUAAUGAUGAAUUUUUGGCUUGAUGGAUUUUUUUCAACUUUAUUAAAUUAUUAAAAAGUCCUUAAAAUCAUUAAAGGCAUAGGGGCAGUAAAAAAUGGGGUUUCAGAUGAAAGCAGUAUCUUAUAUAGUUUUUCUUUGCAAAUCGAAUGGUGUACUCAAAAAAAUUAAAGAUGUGACAACUUUAGAAGAAAAACGCGAUUUUACUUUCCCGCUUUUAUUUUUGAAAAAAGCUUUGGAUCGGUGCUCAGACAACUGAUUACAGUAGCCGUACACGCGAUGUUGCGGACGUCUCAUUAGACUCGCAUUUUGUGAGAAAUAAUAUCUGCUAUCUGCUUCAAAUUAAAGAUUUCUUCUCUGAAAAAAACAUUUAAUCAAACAAAAAAACACAUUGAUAAUAAAGAAAAACACAAAAAUAUCGCUAUCCCAAUCGAAACCUGUGUAAAAAUCGUCAUUUUUUUCACCAAAAGAAGCAUUUUUUUGCGACCAAAGUUUGCAAAUUAUACAUGAAUAGAAAGUUUUUUUGUGACGAAAAGAACUUUGGUGUUAACAGAAAAAAUUGAAAUUUGAAAGAAACGAAGAAAAAAGCGAAAAUCCGGAAGAUGGGAAAGCCUAUUGUCCAUAGAGCAACUUUACUGCAAAGCGCUCUUUUCGCGGGAACUCAAGAUUUCCUUCCUGCGACUUUGAAUUAUUUUUUCUCCAAAACUAAGAAAUUCGGUACGUUUUCAAGUUUACCGUUCGAUUCGCAAUGAAAAGCUCUACAAAGUACUGCUUUGAACUGAAACACCGUUUUUUUACUGCCCAUAUGCCUUUAAAUCAACCGCUUCGCAGCCGUUACGCGCCGAGCCAUUCCAAGUGCGACCGUUUUUUUAAAGUUGUUACGAGGAUAGUAGGCUCACCGAGAUCAACAUUUUUCGGGUUGCCAUAGCAAAAACUCGAAUUUCGAGAUCAAAAAAAUUCAAAAUUUGAAAAAGGUAACUGAAUACACAUUCAACCAGCUGAUAAAAAAAAAUUAGUCAAUUUUAUUCAAUCGGGCUUUUUAAUGAACGUUUCAACUUUCAUUCAAGAAAAUUUAAAAAAUUUACAACUAGAGAAAAAAAAAUUGGAUCUUCCAGGAAAGUUCCAAAAUCGGAAAAAAAUAUUCGAUACUUUCUACAACAAAAUAAAGACUCUACUCGGUGUGAACUCUGAACGCUAAGAAUCCUAAAAUACUCGAAAAACUCAUCCCAAUGUUACAAAAGCACGCCGACAGUACACAAAUACCGAACCAGUUACACGCGAAGAAGCUCGAAAAAAAAAAACGGUUGUAAAAGACGUGCAAACAAGACAAUAUUUGCGCCGAGCCCAAGAGGUCGAAAAAAGGUUCGAUUUGUACCGAAAGACCGGAAAACCAACCGGGUAUAUAAGCCCUGGAAUUACCUGGAAUGAACAACUCGAGUCGACCCUCGGAUUCUUCACUUCCACUACCAGAAAAUGUUCGCCAAGAUGUGGGUUUUAUUGGUUUCUUUCUGCUUUUUGAAAUUUUUUUAAAGUUUCGAUUUUGUGUACCUUUUUAGGUCUUGUAGUUUAACCUUUUUUGAAAGUUUUACGUUAGAACUGAAAAUUUCAGUUUUGAGAAAAUUUUUGAUAGUAUAGUCGAUGUGCCACGAAUUGAAAUUUCAUGGAACGACACUCCGUUCGGUGGCCUUGUGGCCGUGAAAAAAAUCAAUGCCUUUGCGGAUCUCGGUCACGCUUUCCCCUUUUAUAAUUUGCCGUUUUUCAAAUACAUUUUUCUUCGAUAAUUCUUUAGUUUUAUGAACUUUUUUUGGCAGGGCAAUGGAAGUAUAAAGUUUUUUUCGGAAUGCCAAUAAUUCAAACAGUGGAUAAAUAAGCAGUGAAAAAAACUUUAUAUUGACUAAAACCGAUCUCUCUAUUUCAUAGUGCGUACACGUCUUCAUUUUAUAAGCCACUCACUUUCUGAAAAAAUCCAUGAACCACUGCAACAAACAGAAAAAAAAACGAUGAAAACAUUAAAAAAUGGCUUUAACAAAAACACACUUUUUUAUCGCUCUUUUCGAGGAAGAUCAUGAAAUUUACUGUGUUCUUUCGUUUACAUUUUUACAACGCAAUCCUUUUCAACAAUAAUAGUACAUUUUAAAGAAAUAAAACAAUUGAAAAAAGAUCAAAAUUAGAAUUAAAACCAAAAAAAAUUAGCGUGGCCGAAGUUGGCAAAUUCGCACGAUGCGCGCUACCGCACAUAUCGAAACAGCGGAGUGUCGUUCCAUGGAAUUUCAACUUGUGACACAUCGACUAUAUUUAUCCGUUAAAGCUUCAGCUUACAGUGUAUAAAAGCUCCUUUUUUUCCAAAAUUUUCUGGAGUAAGAUUUUUGCAAGUUGAAAAUAAUGUAUUUUAAGCAUAUUUCUAACGUCUAAAUGACCAAGUUUUCAUGUUAAAUUCUGCAGGUUCUCGCUGCUCGCCGUCCUCCUCGCCGUCUUCGUCGGCUCCCAACAGCAGGUCGUGGUCCCGACUUACGCCGCCGCCUAUUACCCAUCAUACUACUCUCCCUACGCUGCCUACGCCGCCUAUCCGGCUUUCUACGGAUGGGGAUCCAACAAGGUAUGUGAUCAAGUUCAAAAAUUCGUUCCGUGAGCCUUUUAUGCGGAGUUUUGGGAAAAAAAAUGCCGCCAAAACAGCCAUUUUUUAAUUCUGAGCUCGAAAGAUACUUUAAAUUUACUUGGUACCUUUCCGAGCUCAUCUCCAUUUUUAAUAGCUUCUUCUUGAAGCCUACGAUAGCUUCUACAAGGCUAGAGAGCAUUAAAAAACAAGAGGGUGGUUAGAGUAACAAGAAGACCCCCACCCUCUCAUUUUUCCACGCUCCCUAACUUCCCAAUAUUCUAAACUUCUUAUUUCACCUUACCGUUUCCAGGGACAAGCCGCCGGAGCCGCCCCAGCCGGACCCCGCCCCUCGCUGCUCAACAACAACAAGCCAUAA